Messenger RNA from Sclerotinia sclerotiorum 1980 UF-70, 297 nucleotides. RefSeq lists its product with no specific name. The transcript has 4 exons. The coding region runs from base 1 to 297 and encodes 98 amino acids. NCBI's taxonomy places the organism in Eukaryota, Fungi, Ascomycota, Leotiomycetes, Helotiales, Sclerotiniaceae. The record is from RefSeq and is a predicted model, not a curated record.
AUGUUACUAGCUGCUGGUCUGGAAGCUUGUCUACUCCUUACAGCAGAAAUUUUGGUUCGCAGUGCAGUAGAAAUGUGGCUUUUUUUUAUGUUUGAAGCUAUGCUGGCUGCAGACAAUCGACUGCAUAAUCGCACUUGUUAUAUCAACCUUAUUAUGCUUAACAACGCGCAUUUGGAAAUCAAUAGUACUCUCAAUAAUGAGCUAUUUUCCACCGAGAUGGGUCGUUACCACCCUCAAUUCCAUUUACGUCCAAACGCUCCAAAUGAGUUACUCCACGGAGUAUUGGAUCCUCGCUAG